AUGAUACUCGCCGCUGUUGCUGUUCUCGUCUUAUACGCGCCUUCAGUAGUCUUCGCCCUCGUUGGGAUCUCUUGGAAUGCCACAGAUGGUCCUUCCUAUGGGUUGAAGGACGUCACUUUCCCUUUCAGCAUCAGCCAAACUCCUCACAAGUCCGGCUACUACUUUGCCCAGCAGUUCGGCUUCAUUGGUCAAAGUGACGUCGGAUACGCUGGCCUCCAGCCUCGGCCAGACUCGGGCGGAAAACCCAUCAUCCACGCGGUUUUCUCUUCGUUCGCGUCGGGCACCACGACCAAUGACCCCAACUGCGCUCCUGGGGCUGAUGGUGGCCCUGGCGUGAGUUGCAGUGUUGAGUUCAGCGCACCUUACUCUAAUGGUUUCAAUUUGGUUGUCCAGAACACCGUUGGCACGACCUGGAUGGGAACCUCGGUUGAUACUACGACUGGUAGUAGAGUCCAUGUCGGCACAUGGACGCUGCCGAGUGGAACCCAGGGAAUUGCUAAUAGUCAGGUCGGUUUCGUGGAAUACUACCUUUGGAACGACGGGCAACAACACGCUUGCUCCUCUCUACCCUACACGUGGGUCACCUUUGGUACCCCCACUUCGACGACUAGCGGCGUUAAUUUUGGCUUGUCGAACGCUUUCGAAUAUGGCGACUGUGUUGGCAAAGUUGCGUUCAAAAACCCGAGGACCUCCGGGGGCGUCCAAGUUCAGAUCGGCUUUUGA
Messenger RNA from Linnemannia hyalina, 723 nucleotides. The record is from the annotation of a GenBank genome assembly. NCBI's taxonomy places the organism in Eukaryota, Fungi, Mortierellomycota, Mortierellomycetes, Mortierellales, Mortierellaceae.